Messenger RNA from Cyprinus carpio (common carp), 3032 nucleotides. Its product is annotated as synaptotagmin-2-like. Gene Ontology annotation, biological process: regulation of calcium ion-dependent exocytosis; synaptic vesicle endocytosis; calcium ion-regulated exocytosis of neurotransmitter. The record is from RefSeq and is a predicted model, not a curated record. Gene Ontology annotation, cellular component: dense core granule; synaptic vesicle membrane; axon. Gene Ontology annotation, molecular function: syntaxin binding; calcium ion binding; calcium-dependent phospholipid binding. Lineage: Eukaryota; Metazoa; Chordata; Actinopteri; Cypriniformes; Cyprinidae.
GACUAGAAAUGUGUGUGUGUGCAUGAGAGCAUCUCUGCAUCCGUCCCGAUCCGAGCUAUUGUGUGUGUGUGCAUGUGUGUGUGAGCGUGGGGGUGCGUAGAGGAAGACAUCAGGGUUGUGUGUGUGUGUUUGCACAUGUCUUGUUAUUUUCAGCACAACCAGAAGAGGAUAAACCCUGAUUAAGUCCUGAUUGUUGUCACUUUUCUUUUUUUCCCAAGCCCUCCAAGUGCCCUGCGCAUUCUGUGAAGUUUCUUUCCUCAGCCCCCCUCUGCAUCACCACCCUCCUCUUGGUGCAGUACAUCUCCAGUGAGGAUACACACGGUACAGAGGGUCCUUGAGUGGUCGAGCCAGAUAUCAUGAAGUGGAACCUCUUCAAAAAGAAGCCAGAAGCCAUGGUGGGCCCGGAGCCCACAGGACUCGGCGGCACCCACCCGUCACACACCAUGACGAUGGCCCCCGCCGUCUCCACACCUGCAGACAACUCCACCGAAUCUGAGAGACCCAUCAACAAGAAUGAUGUCUUUGAGGAAAUCAAAAGCAAGUUCCUUAAUGAGAUCGAUAAAAUCCCAUUGCCUCCGUGGGCGCUCAUCGCCAUCGCUGUAGUGGCCGCCCUCCUCGUCCUCACCUGCUGCUUCUGUAUCAUUAAGAAAUGCUGCUGUAAGAAGAAGAAGAACAAGAAAGGCAAAAAGGGAAAGGACGGCUUCAACAUGAAGAACAUGCAGGGUGGAGAUAAACACCAGGAUGAUGAUGAUGAAGAAGGAGAAACUGGUUUGACGGAGGAGGAGAAAGAGGAAGAGGAAAAAGAAGUGGAGAAACUUGGAAAGCUUCAGUAUUCUUUGGAUUACGACUUCCAGGAUAACAAGCUGACUGUGGGAAUCUUACAAUGUGCCGAUCUGAUUUCCAUGGACUCUGGCGGAACAUCCGACCCUUACGUUAAAGUGUUCAUCCUACCAGACAAGAAGAAGAAGUUUGACACUAAGGUGCACAAAAAGACCCUCAACCCAGUGUUCAAUGAAUCCUUUGUCUUUAAGAUCCCGUACCAGGAGCUGGGUGGGAAGACGCUGGUCAUGUCCGUGUACGACUACGACCGCUUCUCCAAGCACGACAUCAUCGGUGAGGUCAAGCUACCCAUGAACACUCUGGAUCUGGGUCAGCCGAUCGAGGAGUGGAGAGACCUGGACAGCGCUGAGAAAGAGGAGCCGGAGAAGCUUGGUGACAUCUGCAUCUCUCUGCGUUACGUUCCUACUGCGGGCAAACUGACCGUUUGCAUCCUCGAAGCCAAGAACCUGAAGAAGAUGGACGUGGGCGGCCUGUCUGACCCGUAUGUGAAGAUCCAGCUAUUGCAGAACGGCAAGCGUCUAAAGAAGAAGAAGACUACGGUGAAGAAGAACACACUGAACCCAUACUACAAUGAGUCCUUCAGCUUUGAGAUCCCUCUGGAGCAGAUGCAGAAAAUCCUUGUGGCGGUGACGGUCUUCGACUACGAUAAGAUCGGCAAAAACGAUGCCAUCGGGAAGAUCUUCAUUGGCAGCAAAGCCUCAGGCACAGCGCUCAAGCACUGGUCUGACAUGUUGGCCAACCCGCGCCGCCCCAUCGCUCAAUGGCAUCCCCUCCAACCGGAGGAAGACAUCGACGGUGCUCUGGCUGCCCUUAAUGCCAAGAAGUAACCUCUCGCAUCUCAACCUGACUAACCAACUAACUAACCAACCCGCCAAUGCAUGACACCCCACACUCAUCCGUACACGCUCUGCCAGUUUGUUUCGCAUAAUCACCUACAAAAAUAUUCUAAAGAAUAUACUUGAAAAGAUGAACAAUAUCACAUGUUCGCCACAUAGCAUAAACCAAGGCAAAUAACAUUGUGCACCUAAAUAGCGAAAGCAAAAGUAGCAGGAGUGAUAUUUUACACAACGUUUUCUACUUUGCAGUCCAAUUUGCCAGACACUACACAAUAUGCAAAUACAAAAAAAGUAAAAACCAACGAUGAAAGUGCACCAAAAAAUCUGUAAACAAACCAACUAUUUGCCUAAAAAACUAGUUAACUGGAUUAAAUAUUUCAAAAGGCUUUUAUUUCAUUCAGUGAACAGGAAGGAAUUUGUUUCAGGAUGUUGUUUGUCGGAUAUACUGGUGACGUGGAAUUUUGUGCCUAAUCAUAAGUGCAAAUAAUAGUGAGUUUAUGUUGCAAAUAUCUACACAUUUGCACAAUUACAAAGCAAUGCUCAUGUUCACUUAAACAUCCCAGGAGAAGAAAGUGGUGUGAGGCAGAUUUGUUUACAUUGUCGAUGGGUAAAUUAGGCCUUUGGGCCAUAAGACACGUCAAAACAUUGCAUUUGCAUACAUGUGCCCAAAAGAAAGAGGAUUCAGGUCUAUGGUUUUGUAAUAGUGCAGUUAGGACUAUAUUAAUAAAUAGGCUAAUAAUAAUUUAUGAAAUGUUGCAAUAAACAUUCAACAUGAGUCAAGCAUGUCAGUGUAAAGAUAUAGACACACACUAACAGUCUCUUUUACUGUAAUGCUGCGAUUACAGUGCCAAAUCCAGACGUUCGUGUAUCUCUCAUAUAGAAGAUCCCAUGUGGCCAAACCUGACAGGCACUAAAGCUGGCUGUGAAUGUAUCGUGGGAUCAUACAAAUGAAAUUUGCACUCAGUCGGUGUGUCCUUGAGAGCUCACUGUCAUGUGUUCAUGAUCUGCUUCACAUACAGUACAUUUGAAUUCUUGGUUGACGUCACUGCCACCUUUGUUCGGAGCUCAAACUCACCCGAGUUCAUUCAGUAAACUCCACUCUCCGAGAUGCCAAUGUUUUAACUAGAAGAGAAUAGUAAGUGGCGGUUAACUGGGUGUUUGGUAAACUAGACUAAAUAAAGCAAUCCACUCUUCAUCCCCAACGAUGCUUGUGUAUAUAUGCAUUGAUCAGAUUGGUUUCUACAGCAUGUACCUAUAAAUCGAUGUACAUAGAAGCAUGUUUUAAAGAUAGAGCAUAAUUAUAUUGUGUACGUGUGGCAUUUGUCCUUUUGAUAAUAAAAUGUAGAGGAAAGAAAA